Triticum dicoccoides is the source of this 5911-nucleotide messenger RNA. RefSeq names its product zinc finger BED domain-containing protein RICESLEEPER 2-like. The record is from RefSeq and is a predicted model, not a curated record. The transcript is spliced from 10 exons. NCBI's taxonomy places the organism in Eukaryota, Viridiplantae, Streptophyta, Magnoliopsida, Poales, Poaceae. Gene Ontology annotation, molecular function: DNA binding. The coding region runs from base 3500 to 5104 and encodes 534 amino acids.
GGCCCUCGCUCUCCACCCCUUGUGUUGGCUCCACGUCUCUCCACUUCCCUUGGCUCCUCAUCUCCAAGAACGCAUCAAGAAUGCAGCGGCCAGAUUAUGUGCAGCAUGUUCCCCUUCUCCUUCCACUCUUUUUUCCAAUAAAUUUGGCCUCCGCUGCUGCAUCUCUUUGGUUCGCCUAUCAAAUCUGCACCUGUGCGAGUCGCCUCCUCCUGCGCUCACCAGUCCGCCUCUGGGGAACGCCAUGGGGCAAGGAUGCUGUCCGCCGCCGUGGGCCAUGUCGAGGAGCACCGCUGGAGAUCAGGAGGGACAACUUCAGUUCAGGCUCUUUCUCCCUCACCUUCUUCUUUGGUUCCUACCUCUCUUUUUCAGUGUGUGACUGCGUGUGUUUGAUUAUGUGUAGAUAUUCAAGUAACAGUAGACUGCUAUAUACACAAUUUGGGAUGACUUGUAUUUCAUAUAAUCUUUUCCCUAUUUGAUAUUUUAAGAAUUCCUUCUGGCAGUUGCAUUCAGAGUUUCAGACUAUUGGAUCUGCGAGGCACCAGCAACAGUGUUGAAUAUGAAGAGGCCUACAUCUUUCUGAUGAUGCUCUCCAGCAGAUUAUGGACAAGGCAGUCAAGUAGGUGGACUUGAACAACAAUAGGUGGGCAGAUCCUAACGAAUGGGAAGCGUUCCGAAGUAAAAAUCUAACCUUGCUGAAGAACAUGACUCUCUCUUACCCAGAAUAAAGAAUCAUAACAAUGUCAUUCACUCUCAACCUGCGCUACAAAAAUAUUUGUAUAUGCAAUUUAUGUCGACAACUGUGAUAUCAUAUAUGUCCUAGAUGACAAGCUUAAUUUAAGAUUUGGUCAGAGCCCACCUAAUGCAAGUGUCGGAUGAUUUUCCGCUGAUGGCAAGGAUCUAGGACGAUUUGGUGGUUCUUACUGCAUAGUAUUGUUGCUGCUCAAUAUACAAGUAUGACAGUUUCCUGCGAGGGGCUUAAACGGGGCUGCUGGCACCCUCAUACAACAGUCCUGCCCUGCCCUCCCAGUUCGAUUGACAUCUAUGGUUUUAAGCAUGCUGCCAGUUGCCUGCCACUCGGUGAGAGACCUAUGUGAUAUUAUUCUUUCACGGAGCCUCAUUUGAAGUACCUCUAUUCAGGUUGCUACUCAAUUGAUUCUUACAAAAUGUUCCGCAGCAACGCGCGGGGAAUCAUCUAGUUAUAAACAAAAAUGAAACACACUCUAGGUGGAGGAAAAGUAUAAGGGAGAAAGGGGGAAGUCCCGCGGGGCCCACCCACGUACUCAUAUCACGUGUGGGGUUGAAUCGUGGCGAGCGAGUUGGCCAAAAGUUCGGCCAACUGACCAGCUACAAGCGUUUACCAAUUUUUAAGGACUCAAAAUCAACUGAGAUCUUCUAUUUGAAACUGAGUCACUCAAUUUUGACCAGGUUAACAAUAUUUAAUGCAUGAUACUUCUUAGUUUUAGAGCCCUCUCAUUAAAUUGCGGUGUUACAUUUGAAUUUGGUUUAUAAUUUUGACUGGGUCAACAAUUUCUCAAGGAGCUCUCUUAUUCAAUUAAGGUAAUUAAUUUUGGAUUUGAUUCACGAUUUUUAUUAGGUAAGCAAUUUCUCAAUUAAUCGGCAGCAACCAGCCUAAAAACACAUCGGUCCCGCACAUCCUCUCAGUACCUAGAAAAUUGAAGCGUCAAUAUGUGACACUGUAGUUUCAGUAUAAUACAUGCACACACCAACGUAAGAAACUUCCCUAUAUAAAUACGAGUUGACUAGUAGAUAAGCCAUAAUCACACUGCCAAGAAAGCCCACCAGAACACUGCAUUAUAAAAAACAUACACACACACCAUCUUCCCCACGCGUCAAACCAAAUAACAAACAAAAAAUUGAAAUCGCAAGAACACAAGCAGCAUGGCAAAGCGCGCUCAACCCUUGCAGUAUACACUAUGCUUCCUAAUUUUUAAGGCCUCACAAUUACUUAAGGUAUUCAAUUUAGAAUUGGGUCAUCCAAUUUUGACUGGGUAACAAUUUCUCAAGCUCUCCCAUUCAAUUCUAUUAGUUCACUAUGUUCCCAAAAUUUGAAGCUCUUUCAUUCAGUUAUGGUAUUCAAUAUUGAUUUGGCUUACGAUUUUGACUGGACCAACGAUUUUUCGAAUCAAGCAGCAACAACCAACAUAUAAAAACAUUUCAAUCCCACGCACUCUCCCACCAUCUAGAAAAAAAAGUGUUGCCAUGUGAUAUUGUAGCAUCAAUAUAGUACAUGCAACCACCGACACAUAAAAAUCCCAUAUAAAUAUAGCUUGGUUAGCGGAUAACACAGAAUCACACCAUAAAAGGCCACCAAAUCACCGCAUUAUAAAUAAAAACAAAACAGACUCUAUCAUCUCCCCCACCCGGCAAACUAAAUAUUCCAUUAGUUAUAAAAUAUAAGGGGUGUUAGUUUCUUAGAAAAUCAAUUUUCUUUAACUUUGACCAAGUUCAGAACAAAAAUAUCGACAUCCACAAUAUUAAACAAAAAUAAUAUGGAAAUUCAUUUUGUGAUGAAUCUAAACCGAUGUGAUAUUAUGGAUUUUAAUAUAUUUCUCUACAAAUUUAAUCAAACUUAAAAGGUUUGUCUUUUCAAAAAAAAUAACAAUACAUCUUAUACUUUGAAACAGAGAGAUUUUCUUUUAAGAAAACCAACAAGACGAACGGCACAGCAAAGCGCGCACAACUCUUCUAAUAUAUCUCAACUGCGGUUAUUACUGUAAUUAAUAAACCGGUUAAGGGCAUCUACAAUGCCAGGAGCUUACACAGGCGCUUAUGGAAAAAAAAUCUGAAACACACCUAAGCGCCUCAUCCCUCAACGCUAGACGCUAAUUAACUAAACAACGUAGACGCUAAGUGUUAGAAGGAAAAUGACCCGCCCGCUGCGUGGUUUGGCGUCGAUGCCAGGGUUGACACCAGGAUUACACUCGGCAACCGCUAAUUAAGGAUGGCAAUUUUACCGGUGGGUACGGUUAUCCGCGGAUACCGUACCCGCAUGGGCCGGGUAUGGACACAAAUUUAUAUCCAUGGGUAUUACCCAUACCUUUGUGGUAGGGCACGGGUAUAGCCUUGUACCCGUGGGUAUACCCAUUCCCUAUCCGUUUAGACGGACCCGUGGACCUGUGUAGCUACAUCAUGUGGACGGUGGACCUUACACAACUAGGCAAGUACUCAUCUCUUCCCCGUAAUUAAGCAUCACACCUCGUAAUCUCCUCUCCCAAAAUCAAGGAGAAUGAAAUCCCAGGAGCCGCCCCUCCCCAUUAAUCCUGCCAUAGCCAUACUCAUCGAGCGAAUCGACCCAUCGGCCAUCGUCCUGCAGGUGCCUCCGCGAGCAUGGAACCGGUGGCGUCGCCACCGGCCUCGAACUCCUGCCUCUAGAUCCUCCUCCAGCCCUCUCCAACUUUGGGUCGCGGCUUGCCGGCAGUGGGCACGGCGGUGUUGUGGUGGUGACGACUGACGAGCGCGCCGGCAAGAGGGCCAAGCCAUGGCUGGAAUCCCACCGCGAGAAUCAAUGGCUUCUCAAGAUGGAGACGAAAGCUCGGCUGCGGCUGGUGCAGGGAAUUUUACCUCAGCUGAUCCUUCGUCUCAACGUGCUACACCAAUAUCUUUAGCUACUCCGAUAUCUCAAGCUGCUACUCCAACAUCUCAAGCUGCUACUGUAACAUCUCAAGCUACAUCUAGCAGAGCUGGUUCUAAGAGGAAGCGAACAUCGGCAGUAUGGGAUGAGAUGGAAGAGAAAUUAGAAAAUGGGCAACUGAAAGCCGAGUGCAAUCAUCGUCACAGAAAAUUUACUGCAGGACCUAGAGCUGGCACAACUCACUUGCGUGUACAUUUGGAAUCUUGUCCUGCUAAGCAUGCACCCAUUGGUCCACAACAACAAAAACUGAGGUUGACCAAAGGUGAAGGUGGCAAAGUGAAUAUGGAAAAUGUCAUUUUUGACCAAGAGAAGGCUAGGAGAGAUCUUGCAUUGAUGAUAUGUGAACAUGAGUAUCCUCUAUCUAUUGUGGAUCAUAGUGGUUUUCGUAGAUUUUGUUCUUCUUUGCAGCCGAUGUUUAAGAUGGUGUGCAGAAAUACUAUUAGGAAUGAUAUUGUGGCUAUGCAUUCUGCUCAAAAGGAGAAGAUGGUGAAUUUUUUUGCAACAUUCAAGCACCGAGUGGCUGUCACUACAGAUUUGUGGACAGCGGGCUAUCAAAAGAGAGGUUACAUGGCUGUUACCGCGCACUAUAUAGAUGAUUCUUGGAACCUAAAGAGCUUUCUUAUGAGGUUUGCUUAUGUGCCCUGUCCACAUUCAGCUGAGGUUAUAUGUGAAGCCUUGUAUGAAUGUCUUGUUGAGUGGCACCUUGAGAGGAAGAUCUCCACCGUCACUUUGGACAACUGCACAUCAAAUGACAAGGCUAUGGGAAUAUUGCCAGAUAAGUUGGAUACAAGCUCUCUCAUGCUGGAUGGUCAAUUACUGCAUAUGCGUUGUGCUGCUCACAUAUUAAACUUAAUUGUAAAGGAUGGAAUGAGUGUCUUAGAGAAAGGUAUAGAGUGGUUGCGAGACAGUGUUGCAUUUUGGUCGGCCACACCUAAAAGGCAUGAGAAGUUUGAAAAGAUGGCAAAAACUUUAAACAUAGAGUAUAACAAAAGGUUAACUCUUGAUUGUAAGACUAGAUGGAAUUCAAGUUAUAUCAUGAUUAGCAUUGCAGUACGAUACAUAGAGAUAUUUGAAAAAUUAAAGGCACGUGAAAAGAAGUUUAAGUGUUGCCCAACCAAAGAUGAUUGGAAGUUUGCAAAAGAAAUAUGUGAUAGGCUGAAGCUCUUCUUUGAUAUCACCGAGUCAUUCUCAGGCACGAAGUAUGUCACAGCAAAUCUUUUUUUCCCUAAAGUGAUUACCAUUCGCUUAGCCAUAAGGAAAUGGGGUAAGAGUGACAUUGAGCUUAUACAAAAAAUGUCCGGGGAAAUGAAGGAUAAGUUUGAGAAGUAUUGGAAAGAUAUCCAUGGUCUUAUGUCUGUUGCAACAGUUCUUGAUCCAAGGUAUAAACUUCAUAUCCUCAAUGCUCUUUAUGGUCCCCUCUAUGGAAGAGAGCAUGCAGCCACAGGAAGGUGAAGAAGUUAUUGAUUCAAUUGGUGAAGUAAUAUAAAGAUGAAGUUGAAGGCGAGGAUGCAUGGGAUGCUUCUGUUGCCGAUCCACUUGGAGAAGAAGAGGAAGCCAUGAAACUCUAUGAUCAGUAUUUGUCUAGUCACCCCACUGUCCCUUCUUCUUCAAUCCAUACAGAAUUAGACUUGUAUUUGGAAGAAGCUUGUCUACCUAGAACACAAGAAUUGGAUAUCAUCAAUUGGUGGAAGGUUAGCGGCUCGAGGUUUCCUCCCUUGCAAAAACUUGCUCGUGAUAUAUUGCCUAUUCCCAUAACAUCAGUGGCUUCCGAAUGUGCGUUCAGCACUAGUGGCAGAGUACUCAGUGCACAUCGUAGUAGACUUACUCCUAAUGUGGCUGAAGCUCUCAUGUGCAUGCAAGCUUGGUCUUGUGCAGAUCUGUUAGGUGGUUGGAAUUCUACACUCUUUUCGACAUUUCAGAGUGUUCUCGAGGAUGAAGAAGAGGAGAUGGAUGAGUCUACUUCAAUCAUCACCCAAGAGUGAAGAUAUUGCCGCUGUUUGUGCUUGGUUGGAACUUGGAAGCUGAUGGCUACUAUUUGUGCUGGUUGGUGGCUCGUGUCUGCUAUCUGCUGUAGCUGCUCUUUGUGUUGGCUCAUCGGUGACUCGAAUGUUUUUAUUUAUUACUUGUCGGAUGUUAUUUGGUGAAGUGUGUCGUGAGUUUGUAAAGCUAUGUUAAAGUUCACCAAUUGUCAAUUUAAAUUGAGGUAAUUGUCAUGUACUCAUCUAUCUGUUAUUUAGUUGAGAUAAUUUUUUUGUCAAA